AUGGAGAAUGCCUUCACAAGGACGCCUGCUGAGGCGCUGAAGCACUUUGGCGUGACCGAGCAGAAGGGUCUGUCGGAGCAGCAGGUGCAGAGCGCAAGGCAGAAGUACGGGAAAAAUGCGCUUCCCGAGGAUCCUCCAACACCGAUAUGGGAGCUCAUCCUCGAGCAGUUCAAGGACCAGCUAGUCAUCAUCUUGCUAGGCAGCGCCGCCGUGAGCUUCGUGCUUGCGCUCUUCGAAGGGGGUGAUGAUUGGACCGCCUUUGUCGACCCUGCAGUUAUUCUCACUAUCCUGAUUUUGAACGCCGUCGUUGGCGUAUCGCAGGAGACGAGCGCCGAAAAAGCCAUUGCCGCCCUUCAAGAGUACUCCGCAAACGAAGCGAAGGUCGUCCGCGAUGGAAAGAUUACGCGCAUAAAGGCUGACGAUUUGGUCCCGGGCGAUAUUAUCUCAGUUGCAAUUGGCGACAGAAUUCCCGCAGACUGCAGGGUAUUGUCCAUUCAGAGCAACAGCUUCAACAUUGAUCAAUCCAUCCUUACUGGCGAGAGUGAGAGCGUAUCCAAGGACACCAGGCCCAUCAAGGACGAGAGUGCUGUCAAACAGGAUCAGAUCAACAUGCUUUUCUCAGGGACAACCGUCGUUACCGGACAUGCCAAUGCGCUUGUCGUUCUCACCGGCGCAAACACUGCCAUUGGAGACAUCCAUGAGAGUAUCACGUCGCAGAUCUCGCAGCCUACGCCUCUAAAAGAGAAGCUGAACGACUUCGGAGACAUGUUGGCCAAGGUCAUUACGGCUAUCUGUGCUCUGGUCUGGCUCAUCAACAUCCGCAACUUCAAUGACCCAUCGCACGGCGGUUUCACAAAGGGUGCCAUCUACUACCUCAAAAUCGCCGUUUCUCUUGGCGUCGCUGCUAUCCCCGAAGGUCUUGCUGUCGUCAUUACUACCUGUCUCGCUCUUGGAACGCGCAAAAUGGCAGCAAGAAACGCCGUUGUCCGAAGCCUUCCCUCUGUGGAGACGCUCGGAAGCUGCAGUGUAAUUUGCUCCGACAAGACCGGUACCUUGACUACCAAUCAAAUGAGCGUCAACAAGAUAGUCUUCAUCACUGAGGACGGCAAGGGCUUGGAAGAGUUCGAUGUCGAGGGAACCAGUUUCGCCCCCGAAGGUCGAAUCACCAUCCAAGGUCAAAGUCGGGAUGAUUUAGCUGCCUCGUCCGAUACUGUUCGCCAAAUAUGUGAAGUCACCGCGCUCUGCAACGAUUCGGCUAUUUCUUUGGACCCCAAGAGCGGACAACAUGCCUUGGUUGGUGAACCGACCGAAGGCGCGUUGCGCGUUCUGGUUGAGAAGGUCGGAACACCUGAUCGCGAAUUCAACGCAACCCGUGCAUCUGUCUCUACAUCUGAGCGUCUCCAUCGCGCGAGCAAAUAUUAUGAAGAACGCUACCCUCGACAAGCGACCUAUGAGUUCUCACGCGACCGUAAAAGCAUGUCCGUCUUGGUGCAAAACUCCCACUCUCAAAAAUUAUUGGUCAAGGGAGCCCCAGAAUCCAUCCUGGAUCGAUGCACGCACGUCAUUGUUGGCGAGAAUGGGAAAAAGGUACCACUGAACAAGCAAAUGGCAGGCCUACUUGCCAAAGAAGUCGUCGACUAUGGUAAGAAAGGAUUGCGUAUCUUAGCUCUGGCGUCUGUGGACGACAUCGGUUCGAACCCUCUCCUGAAGGGCGCCAAGACCACACAAGACUAUGCGAAACUGGAGCAGAACAUGACUCUGAUUGGUCUUGUUGGCAUGUUGGAUCCUCCACGUCCUGAAGUCCGGGCCUCGAUUGCGAAAUGCCGCUCAGCUGGUAUUCGCGUCAUUGUGAUUACGGGAGACAACCAAAACACCGCCGAAACUAUAUGCCGCCAAAUCGGUGUUUUUGGUCAGAACGAAGAUACCACUGGCAAGAGCUACACCGGUCGCGAGUUCGAUGAUCUGAAUGAGACUGAGAAAAUGGAGGCUGCUAAACGAGCUUCUCUCUUCUCUCGUGUCGAACCCACCCACAAGCAGAAACUGGUCGAUCUCCUUCAACAGGCUGGCGAAGUCGUUGCCAUGACUGGCGACGGCGUCAACGAUGCUCCGGCCCUCAAGAAAGCUGACAUUGGCGUUGCCAUGGGUUCUGGAACCGAUGUCGCCAAACUCGCCGCUGAUAUGGUCUUGGUAGAUGAUAAUUUCGCCACCAUCGAGGGUGCCGUUGAGGAAGGUCGGUCCAUUUACAACAACACGCAACAGUUCAUCAGAUAUCUCAUCUCCUCGAACAUUGGCGAAGUUGUUUCCAUCUUCCUCACGGCUGCCGCUGGUAUGCCCGAAGCACUCAUCCCUGUCCAGCUCCUUUGGGUCAACCUCGUUACGGACGGUCUGCCCGCCACUGCACUUUCUUUCAACCCACCGGAUCACGAUGUCAUGAAGAGGCGACCCCCGCAAGCGUGA
Molecule: messenger RNA, 2457 nt
Organism: Didymosphaeria variabile
Lineage: Eukaryota; Fungi; Ascomycota; Dothideomycetes; Pleosporales; Didymosphaeriaceae
Exons: 3
Coding region: 1-2457 (818 amino acids)
Biological process (GO): calcium ion transmembrane transport; intracellular calcium ion homeostasis
Cellular component (GO): membrane
Molecular function (GO): P-type calcium transporter activity; ATP hydrolysis activity; ATP binding
Source: RefSeq, a predicted model, not a curated record